ACAAAAAGAGCAAGACCUGAGAAAGGUUAGGCUGCAGUCUCCCUGCCCAUAACACAGGGUGUGGAAGACAUCUCAGCAGCCUCUCCACCAUGGCUACCUGGGCUCUCCUGCUUCUUGCUGCCAUGCUCCUGGGCAACCCAGGCCUUGGGGUCAGCGUGAGUCCCAAGGGCAAGGACACUCCUGGAAGGGAGAGUGGAUUUGGCUGGGCCAUCUGGAUGGAAGGUCUGGUCGUCUCUCGUCAGAGCCCUGAGUACUAUGACCUGGCGACAGCCCACCUGGGUGACAAGGAGCGAUCCUGUCCAUGCCUGGCCCAGGAAGGCCCCCAGGAUGAUCUGUUCACCAAAACAGAGAAGCUGGGCUUCCGCUGCAAGACUUGUCUGAGGAUGAUCCAGGCACUGAAGGACAUGGUGAAGGAGCCCACCAAGGAAAACAUUUCCGAUGCUUCGACCAGGCUGUGCAGGAAGGUGAAGUCACUAUGGCGUGACUUCUGCCUAAAGACCAUAAGGAGGUACAUGCCUAGACUUAUCCAGGACAUCAUGGGCAGAAAAACUGCCCAGGAGAUCUGUGUGGACAUCAGGAUGUGCAAACCUUCUAUGGGUCCUCUCUGAGCCCUCUCACCGUGUCCUGUGGAAGAAGCACAGGCUCCUGUCCUCAGAUCCCAGGAACCUCAGCAGACUCUGCUGGCUCCUCCCUUCCUCGGUUCAGAAUCCCCUCUCCAGUCUCCCUCUCCCGACUCCCUCUGCUGCCCUCCCCUCUCAGGAGAAUAAAAUGUCAAGCAAGAUUUUAGCUGAAGCUUGCUUUUCUUUGGUGGAUUCGAGGUGGGUGUCAGCGGCAUGCUGGGGUGAGCUGUGCAGUUCUUCAAUAAAUGUCUGUUGUG
Messenger RNA from Callithrix jacchus (white-tufted-ear marmoset), 877 nucleotides. RefSeq names its product granulysin. The record is from RefSeq and is a predicted model, not a curated record. Lineage: Eukaryota; Metazoa; Chordata; Mammalia; Primates; Cebidae. Gene Ontology annotation, biological process: killing of cells of another organism; defense response to bacterium; antimicrobial humoral immune response mediated by antimicrobial peptide. Gene Ontology annotation, cellular component: cytolytic granule.